This is a messenger RNA of Sphaeramia orbicularis (orbiculate cardinalfish), 1662 nucleotides long. It is a transcript of the gene hsd17b12a, whose product is annotated as hydroxysteroid (17-beta) dehydrogenase 12a. Gene Ontology annotation, molecular function: oxidoreductase activity. NCBI's taxonomy places the organism in Eukaryota, Metazoa, Chordata, Actinopteri, Kurtiformes, Apogonidae. The record is from RefSeq and is a predicted model, not a curated record. The transcript is spliced from 11 exons. Gene Ontology annotation, cellular component: endoplasmic reticulum. Bases 1 to 996 code for a protein of 331 amino acids.
AUGAACCGGAUCACCGCCGCCAAGGAGCUGCUCCGCGGGGCCGAGGAGCCCCUGUUCUGGGUCGGCGCAUUCACCGUGGCCUCCCUGGCUCUGUGGCUGCUCUACAGGCUGCUCUCAGGAUUCAGGAUCUGGGUCCUGGGGAACGGGACGCUGCUGUCCCCGAAGCUGGGCAAGUGGGCAGUUGUGACGGGGGCCACUGACGGAAUAGGAAAAUCGUACGCAGAGGAGCUGGCUCGUCGAGGGUUCGCCAUGAUGCUGAUCAGUCGCUCUCAGGACAAACUGGACGACGUGGCCAAGACCAUUGAGGAGCAGUACAAGGUGGAGACCAGGACCAUCGCUGUGGACUUUGGGAAAACCGACAUCUACCCCAAGAUCGAGGCGGGACUGUCUGGUCUGGAGAUCGGAGUUCUGGUGAAUAACGUGGGAGUGUCUUAUCCGUAUCCGGAAUAUUACCUCCACAUUCCUGACCUGGACAAUUUCAUCACCAACAUGAUCAACGUCAACAUGACCUCAGUGUGUCAGAUGACCCGUCUGGUUCUGCCCAGAAUGGCUCAGAGGUCCAAAGGUGUGAUCCUGAACAUCUCGUCGGCCAGUGGGAUGUACCCGGUCCCUCUGCUCACCGUCUACUCCGCCACCAAGGCCUUCGUGGACUUCUUCUCUCGUGGUCUUCAGGAGGAGUACCGGCGUCAGGGCAUCAUCAUCCAGAGUGUGCUGCCGUUCUUCGUGGCCACUAAGAUGACUCGCAUCAGGAAGCCGACGCUGGACAAACCCACUCCUGAACGCUAUGUGGCGGCCGAGCUGACCACGGUGGGUCUGCAGAGUCAGACCAACGGGUACUUCCCUCACGCUGUCAUGGGCUGGGUGACGACCAAACUGGUACCGAGCAGCAUCGUCAUCUUCCUGGGAGCCCGGAUGAACCGUCUGCAGAGGACCGGCUACCUGCAGAGGAGGAAGCUCCGCGAGCAGAAGAACGGAGCCAGUCUGAAAUGUGAAUGAGGUCUGGGACCGGACCGGACGGGUUUGAUCCUCGGGGGCUGCCGUAGAUUCAGCUGAGCGUCUGAAUCCGAAGCAGCAUCACAGACACUGCUGGUGUUUGUUCUUCUUCUGUGUGGUUUGUUAACCUGCUGUUAUAAGCAGUGGAACAGGUGGUGGGUGUGUUUUAUACAUGAACAUGACAUUAUUUAUAUUUAUAUAUUUGGACACGUGGGCUUCCGUCCAGGGCCUGUAGAGCUCAGUCUGACGUAGAUGAAGCUCCAGCCUGGACUCGGCUCAUGUUAUGUAUUUCAAGGUGCAGGUGGUUUGUGGUGGGAUGUCUUUGCACCGACAGAUCACAUGUGUAAACCAAAGUUUGAACGGCCUUAAACCGGCUCAGAUCCGAUGAGCCGGUACCAAAACCAACCCCAUGUAUUUGAGGUUUACAGCGCUGCGCCUCAUAGCCUGUAUGUCCUCAUGUGUGUUCUCAUGUAGUUUAAUAAUAAUAAUAUGAUAAUGAUGAAGAAUGACGUCUUUGAUCUGUGUCUCAUCGAAGUGGCCUUUUGUGCAGUUCUUUUUAAAUCUGCUUGGAUGUUAAGUUUUCUGUAUAAUAUGCACUGUUUACAUUCAUGCUGCCGAUGGACACGUAUUUUCUACUGUUUGUUAAUAAAACUUGGGCAUAAAACUCUG